UUCCCAGAACAAAAAAGGAACCUUGGAGAAGAGCGUGCAGUUCUACCCGGAUUCUUUUGUGAGACGGGAAAUAUGUUUGUUUUGCUCUCUGUCACUCUGUGUUUCAUUUGUUACCUUUUGUGUCUAAAAUUGAUAUAUAAUAGAUUUAAUCGACUGUGGCCGUCAUCAUGGAAUAACAUUUUACGUUCUUCAAGUCGAGCCAAAGGUGUAAACCUCCUGCCGAUACGUGAUCCGAUUGCUUUGACUUGUGAAAAUGACGCGCGGGUUCUGUUUGUCACCGCGCAUCCUGAUGACGAAUGCAUGUUUUUUGCUCCAGCGAUUAUAAAACUGACCGAAUUAAACGCGACAGUUUACCUGCUGUGCUUGUCAUCAGGGAAUUACUACAAUCAAGGGGCCCAGCGUAAAGAGGAACUGUUUAGCAGCUGUGCAGUUUUGGGAAUUCCAGCUCAUCGAGUCACUAUCAUUGACAACAAAGAGUUACAGGAUGACCCAAAGACUGAGUGGAGCAUCUCACUGACCGCACCACUGAUCCUUAAACACAUCACAACUUAUUCCAUUAACCUGGUGCUGACAUUUGAUGAGGGCGGAGUGAGCGGACAUGCCAAUCACAUCGCUAUCUACAAAUCACUCAGUCAUCUAGCAUUUGUUGGAAGACUACCUGAAGACUGCCAGGUCCUCUCCCUCCAUACAAUUAGCAUCCUCAGAAAGUAUCUGUCUAUAUUUGAGCUGCCGAUCAGUUGGCUCAUACCUUCGUCUUUCUUCUGCAUCUUAGGACCAAACGAAUACAAAAAAGCUAAGGAGGCAAUGUUGCAUCACCGUUCGCAGCUCCUCUGGUUCAGACACGUCUACAUUCUGUUAUCACGCUACAUGUACGUCAACACCUUUCGAGCCGUGCCCAUGGAAAAAAAGAAAGUGAGGUUCUACUAAAGGGAACGAUCUCUAAUAAAAGUGCGCUGUGACUUUCCAAACUAAAGCAUUCACUUAUUAGAAAUGUCCUCCAUGCACACAGAGAAAAUCUACUGAAAUUCUGCUUCAUUAUACUUGUUUCAUGUUCUAUAUUUUGUUACUUUAUUUUUUUUAAUGGCACUUUUACAGUUCACUGCUACAGUUUGAUUAUUCCUGGACUUUAAAGUCUUCUACUCUACAUAACUUGAUCAAGUAGACACAUACAGGCUGACACAUACAGCCGAACAUGUGGCAUCAGCGCAAUGCACAAAGUCAUGCAGAUACGGUUCAAGAGCUGCUCACAGGAAACUCUUGAGGCUGUUUUGUGUGAAAAUCCUAGCAGGUAAGCGGUUUCUGAAACCAGCUCAUCUGGUACCAGCAACCAUGCAAAGGUUAAAGUCACAGAAAACACAAAUAUUCUUCAUUCUACUGUUUGAUUUGAAAAUUUACUGAAGCUUUUGAUCUUCAUCUGUAUUGCUCUGAUGCCACAUGACUGAAAGAUUAGAUAACCGUAUUAAUGAGUAUUGUGUGUUGAAAGCACCUUAAAUCUGAGAUCUGUUUUUAACCAGCUUUAGACAAGAGUAAGAGUAAGACUUUGUGUACUGUACCAACGUUUUAUACCUGAAUAUGCUUUGUAAAUACUUUGUGUUCAUGUUAUUUCAUUCAAAUCCUAAGAUUUCAGAAUAGACAAGUUAAGAAAAACUUUGGACCACCUGGUGCUUAGUCAGAUAUUUUCUAUUGUAAAUAUGUGAUGUUGAUUAUUGUUGAUAAUAAAAUAAUAUUUCUUUGGA
Tachysurus vachellii is the source of this 1736-nucleotide messenger RNA. RefSeq names its product phosphatidylinositol glycan anchor biosynthesis, class L (gene pigl). Gene Ontology annotation, cellular component: endoplasmic reticulum. Gene Ontology annotation, biological process: GPI anchor biosynthetic process. The transcript is spliced from 7 exons. Gene Ontology annotation, molecular function: N-acetylglucosaminylphosphatidylinositol deacetylase activity. Bases 73 to 927 code for a protein of 284 amino acids. Lineage: Eukaryota; Metazoa; Chordata; Actinopteri; Siluriformes; Bagridae. The record is from RefSeq and is a predicted model, not a curated record.